AAUGACAGAAAAGGUGGAGCGCUACUACGGCGAUAAUUUUCAACUAUAAUCGAUUGUUAUUCUAUAGUUUUUCUAUGGGGCGUUUCAAAAUUACUUCGACUAUUUGUUUUUUAGGUUACUAUAUUGUAUUAUGGGAAUAUUUCAAAUAAAAUCGUCUGUAUACAAUAUAUUACUAAAAAAUGUUAUUAUCUACGGAGUUAAAAAAUAGUUCUACAUUAGAUAUGUAACGGUUUACAUCCGAAAAUUUAUAUUUUAUUAUUAUUUCCUGAAAUUGAUAUAGCAAAGAUGACUGUUUCUAUGUUAAAGAACCCGGAAAUGCAUUUUGGUGCAAUUACCUUCUUUGCAAAGCAGCAUAAAGAUGAUAUGUGCGGAAGUAAUGGCUUACCUUUAACACCAAAUUCUAUUAUAAUAUAUGGAAGAGCCCAGUUAUUGAAAUCGAUAAAAAGUCCUCAUUUAUGUCAAUAUUUGGAUAUAAUAAGAGGCAAACAUGAAAGAACUGUUAUUGUUUCACAGUUUUGUGGAACACCUUUAACUAAUUACUUGGAAAAAAAGAAGUUUACAUUAAGUGAAGUAAAAUCCAUAGCAUAUCAAAUUUUAAAAGGUCUCAAUGAACUUCACAAGAGAAAUAUAGUACAUAGAAAUUUGAGUAAUGAAAAUAUUUUACUUCUGGGCAAUGAUAUAAAAUUAUUUAAUUUUGGUCUCUAUUAUUUAACAGAUAACGGAAAAUUAGUUUCAUUUCCUGUGAUACAUUUGCUAUAUGCUGCACCCGAAAUAUACUUGGAUGGCGUACAAAAUAGUUUACCAAAUCCAAAAGUAGAUAUUUGGGCGUUGGGAAUAAUUUUAGUUGAGUUAGUAUUAAAUAAAUCACUAUGGAGUUCGUUGAAAGUGGGUCAGAAGAUAAGAAAAAUUCUGAGUCUCCUGCAAUCUAAUGGAUCAGUUUUUGAAAGAAUAGCUAGAGAACAUAAUUGUCACGAUGAUUAUUUAGAAGUAUCUGAAGAUAUAAGAGAUUUGAUAGAAUCUUGCUUACAAAUAGAUCCUUCAAUAAGACUUUCUUGUGAAGAUCUUCUUCAGAAGAAUAUAUUUAGUGAAUUUCGCUUAAAGAAUGGAUAUUUAAAGAAUGAUAAAUACAAAGGUUUUGAUAUUUUCACCAUUAACGAACUGUACCAUUGGUGGCAGUUAGCUGGAGGGGAUGUCUUUCAGGAAUUAAAAAAACAAGGUCUUGUGCGUUCAAGUCCACCUAUUCUUUCAUUACCACACUUGUUGUUGAUAGAAGGUAAUAUAUUGGGUCAAGAGAGAAAUCCUGCUACUUUAUACGACCCCAGAGUAGUGGAAAUGCCACUAGAUACAUUAUAUCAAAGAUUUGAGAACAUACCUCUUUCAGCAUUUUAUCCUUUAAUACAGACGAAAUCAGAUAUAAUUUCUCAAUUAGAACCACCUCCUUAUGAUGCCACAGGAUUACCCCUUAUUAUUAAAGAGCGAGAUCCUGAAUAUCAAUUUCAUAGGAUAAUACUGUUCAGAAGAUUAUUACAUGGUUAUCCUUUUACCAAAGAGCUAAUCAUUAAGGAAGCGGAAAAAGAUAUACCACCUUUAUUGAGAGGUGAAAUUUGGGCGGCCGUACUGGGUAUAAAAAGUGACUAUCAAUUCAAAUAUAUGAAACUUGAUAAAUAUUCCUCUACCCCUACAGAUAGGCAGAUAGAAGUGGACAUUCCCAGAUGCCACCAAUAUAAUGAAUUAUUGUCUUCUACUGAAGGUCACAGAAAAUUAAAAAGAAUAUUGAAAGCGUGGGUAUUUGAAAAUUCCCAGUAUGUUUAUUGGCAAGGUUUGGAUUCGUUAACAGCACCAUUCCUUUAUUUGAAUUUUAAUGACGAAGCAAAAGCUUUUUCUUGCUUAUCAUCAUUUGUACCUAAAUUCCUGCACAAAUUCUUCUUGAAGGAUAAUUCUGCAGUAAUUGAAGAAUAUCUAGCUAAAUUUUCCCAACUGAUUGCUUUCCAUGAUCCGGUAUUGGCAAAUCACUUGUAUGAUAUAAAUUUUUAUCCGCAACUAUUUGCCAUUCCGUGGUUUUUAACAUUGUUUUCACAUGUGUUCCCACUUUAUAAAAUUCUUCAUUUGUGGGAUAAGGUACUAUUAGGCGACUCCUCUUACUCACUACAUAUCGGUCUGUCUGUAUUGACACAACUCAGAGAUAGAUUACUAACGUCGGGUUUUAACGAAUGUAUAUUAUUGUUUUCCGAUUUACCGGAGGUCGAUAUAGAAAAAUGUGUUACUUUGUCAAUGACCACUUUUAAAACUACCCCGAAAAGUAUCACUGAAAGGGAACACGACAACGGAGCCUUCAGAACAAAAGAUUGCUACGAUAUUUCCGGAGUAACAUUACAGGAUCUGAAAAAAGAAAGAUAUCCAAGAAUUAGUGCUAGAGAUGUAAUUGACCUAGUACGAAAUCGUCCUAACGAUAUAUUAAUUAUAGAUAUACGAAAUAUGAUACAAUUCAAUCGAUGUAGUGUUAUAAAUAGUAUCAAUAUACCGUUUUCUAGUAUUUCAUUCACUGAUAAUAAAUUAGAAAAUAUCGGACAUCACAGUAAGCAUUUUGAAAAUGCCUCAGAUAAAGUUGUAGUUGUAAUUGGAGAUGAAGAAACAGAUUUAGAGUUGUUCCCCAACUUUUUACUACGUUGUAAUGUAAAAAAAGUUUGUAUUUUACAUGGUGGUUUUAACGUGCUGCUUCCAGUUUGUCCAACUAUUUUGAUGUCUCAAAACAACACAAUUUGAUAAACACUUUUAACCACUGAAAUGUAUUUUCAUAUAUUAUAAGUUUUAAGUCUUACGUCCAAAUUUUAUAUAGAACAUUUAUAUAUUUAUGAAUAAAUUUGAAUAUUAUUGUGA
This is a messenger RNA of Diorhabda carinulata, 2877 nucleotides long. RefSeq names its product TBC domain-containing protein kinase-like protein. Gene Ontology annotation, cellular component: autophagosome; cytoplasm. Gene Ontology annotation, molecular function: ATP binding; protein serine/threonine kinase activity. Lineage: Eukaryota; Metazoa; Arthropoda; Insecta; Coleoptera; Chrysomelidae. The record is from RefSeq and is a predicted model, not a curated record. Gene Ontology annotation, biological process: autophagosome organization; autophagy; protein autophosphorylation. The transcript has 12 exons. The coding region runs from base 286 to 2763 and encodes 825 amino acids.